Tachysurus fulvidraco (yellow catfish) is the source of this 2895-nucleotide messenger RNA. It is a transcript of the gene rab38c, whose product is annotated as RAB38c, member of RAS oncogene family. The record is from RefSeq and is a predicted model, not a curated record. Gene Ontology annotation, cellular component: late endosome; lysosome; trans-Golgi network. NCBI's taxonomy places the organism in Eukaryota, Metazoa, Chordata, Actinopteri, Siluriformes, Bagridae. Gene Ontology annotation, molecular function: GTPase activity; GTP binding. The transcript has 3 exons. The coding region runs from base 619 to 1254 and encodes 211 amino acids. Gene Ontology annotation, biological process: phagosome-lysosome fusion; endosome to lysosome transport.
AGUACAGAAACGAAGUAUUUUUACUCCGUUACAUUACAACACUGUUAUUAAGCACUCUUUAUUUGUUAAAUUGUGCCCAUUUAUCCCUCAGGGUGAUGUUUAACUAAUACACACAACACAUCACACUUGCCUAGUCAAAAUUAAACGUGGUGUGUUAGAGCAAUGAGAACACUAAAAUAUGUAAGAUUUUACCCGGGUUACAAAGUUAUUAUUUACAGAAAAAACAACAACCAAAACCAAGGAAAUGUUUAAAUGUAGAAGAAGCUCGAGAGAGUGGAGCUGCUCAGCCCCGCCCAAGAGUGCACGAGACCGCAGAACGGAGUUUGUCAAAUACACACUACGGAAGCCGUGAAGACAAACAUUCUUCUUUUCUCUUCAAUGCAUCAGGGUGUAAUAAUAAAACACAGUCGGGAGAAAGAAGUUUUAUAUUAUGAGCUUCUUUAAAAAAAACGUUUUAAAUAUUUUAUCUUAUUAGUCUUAUUGCUGGGGUGUCGGUCUUACUCGAAGAUAUUUCAAACUUUUUUUCUAAGUAAUUAAAGAAUGCCAAAGUUUAUACAAGCUGCUGAAAUUUAACAGUAACAGAAUUGGACCUGGUGCUUGUUAGUAUACUUUACAAUCAUGCAGCAAGAGCAUUUGUUUAAAGUUCUUGUGAUUGGAGACCUCGGAGUUGGAAAAACGUCUAUAAUUAAGCGAUAUGUUCAUCAGAUAUUCUCUCAGCACUACCGAGCGACUAUAGGCGUGGAUUUUGCGCUGAAAGUGUUGAACUGGGACAAUAACACAGUCAUCCGGUUACAGUUAUGGGACAUUGCAGGUCAGGAGCGCUACGGUAAUAUGACACGGGUGUAUUACCGCGAGGCUGUUGGGGCUCUGAUAGUAUUUGAUGUGACAAGAGCAUCAACGUUUGAUGCAGUACCAAAGUGGAAAGAUGAUCUUGACACAAAGGUUACUCUCAGCAAUGGCAAACCCAUCCCAGUUGUUCUGCUGGCCAAUAAGUCUGACCAGUCACGGGACGGCUUGUCCACUCAGAUUCCCAAACUCGACACAUUUUGCAAAGAAAACGGAUUUGCAGGCUGGUUUGAAACAUCAGCCAAGGAAAACACCAAUAUUGAAUCAGCAAUCAGGUGCCUGGUGGAAAACAUACUGACUCAUGAGAAGAACGCUGUCAGCGACUCAGACCCAGACACAGUGACCCUGUCCGGCAACAACAACACCAAGGAUCGUGGCAAAGCCAGAUGCUCUGCAUGUCCCAAAUAGAAGACUGAUGGUGAGGAGGAGCUGAAAUCAGAGAGCGAGUGAAAGAGAGCAUGAGAAAAGGGCACAGAGUUACUGGCUUCACCCUCAAAAAAGCAAUUAAGAUAAGGCACUGCAGUAAAGCAUCAGAAACAAAAAAACACACUGCUGGUUUAUAUUCCUAUAGCAUUUCAUCUACAGUACAGGCCCAAUAACUGAUGCAGGUGGUGCACAGCUAAAAGACCAAAAAAAUCUCUGUGAGGAACAAUUACAGAGCCUCUUUAUUUAAGGUUGUGAGCAGCAUAAGAUUGUGCCGGCUAAUGGACCAAUAGAGCAAUAAUUAACUCUUUUGUGAAUUAAUAUUUACCUUAUUUGAUAAUGCAAACUACAGUUGAAAUAAUCAGAAAUAUAAAUGACAGUGUAAAGGAUUUUCUCAUGGAUCCAGGAGUGACGUUUGAUGGUGCUGGGAUUUGAGCUUAUGACCUUCUGAUCAGGAACUCAGUUUUCACAACUGAGCUACCAUUUAGAUGACCUUUUUAAAGAAAUGGCUCUAAUAUGAUAUUUCAAGAGUUUAGGAAAAAUAUUUUCCACCUUCAGUGUAUGGGUAUAAGAGCUUUAAGAGAACAACAACAACAACAACAACAACAACAACAACAAUAAUAAUAAUAAUAAUAAUAAUAAUAAUAAUAAUAAUAAUAAUAAUAAUAAUAAUGUUUGUGGUGCCAGAACUUAUUCCUGGAACACAAGCACACGAGGGGGGAUAUGCCCUGAAUUGGAAGCCAGUCAAUCACAAAUUGGGGCAUAAUUAAAUGAGAGACCGUGUUUUUUGGGAUGUGGAAGGAUGCAUCCAAAUCUCAAGCUCAGGAUUGGAUCAAUAAAAAUAGUAAUAAUAAGAGGAAUCUUUGAACAUUGAGUUUGCUUACCACACAUGUAGAGAGAUUAAAAGGAAAUAAAAAAUAAGAUAACGAAACAUACUGCAUCAACCAAGCAAUCGGACAGUAUUUACAAAGUGCUAGAGAGGUGUUUUAGCAUGCAUUUUGCUUGUUUUUUUGUUCAAAACACCAACUUCAGUGAAUUUCAGAGGUAUGAAAAUAAGUGCAAACUGGCUUGGUGUCAAUAUUCCUUUGACUUUUUUAUUCAUUGUUAUUUUUGAAUGCAAAAUAUUUAAAUGUGGAAACAAACCAGGGCACACACUGUUAUUUGCUAUCCUAAAUCCUAACCAAUAAUAUGCACACACCAAAGAUCACAUGAGUAAGCUGAGGCAUUGGGACUGUACAGAGCAGGUGAUUUUGUAUUUUGUUUACCUGAUUUAUUUGUGCCACAUUGAACAAUGUCUUGCUUAUUCAUAUCACACAGAGCCUUGUUUUUAAAUGACCACAACAACUGCAAUAUUUAAUAUCAUAGUACAGUAUGUAAUAAAACCCUUUGAUACAGGGCAAUAAACAUGCUGCACCAUGAUUGCGCAAUGACUUAAUGAAUGAAACAUUAGUUUAAUGUCUCUUAAAUAACAAUCAGCAUGUAUUUUAAUAGCUUUUUUUCCGUUCACUGCUGAUCUGCUGUAUUUAUAGACUUUAUUUAUUGUGCCACAUUUAAUGUACAUGGAAAUGAACUGAAUGAACAGAUGUAUAAAGCUGGAAUGGUGAUGAAUAAAGUCAUUUGAAAUCA